Molecule: messenger RNA, 2330 nt
Organism: Physcomitrium patens
Lineage: Eukaryota; Viridiplantae; Streptophyta; Bryopsida; Funariales; Funariaceae
Product: allene oxide synthase CYP74A2
Biological process (GO): sterol metabolic process
Molecular function (GO): oxidoreductase activity, acting on paired donors, with incorporation or reduction of molecular oxygen; iron ion binding; heme binding
Source: RefSeq, a predicted model, not a curated record
CUUGGGAUUCAGCUUUGGAAAGUGCAACCUAACCAGACGGAGAGAUGAGAAUUUGCGAGUAAAUUCUACACGAUCGUGAAACGGCCAACUACCCAGCCAGCCAUAUAGCAUCCGGCCGCUGGGUCCCACUUACGGGAGCUGUUGGAAUCGAACAACACAUUCAACUCAACAACAAUGAGCCAAGGUAUCGAUCAAAGUGUGCAGUUGAUUGUGACUGUGUUGAGUCCAGCACAUGCCACGCAAGAAAAAUUGUUCAUCAGAACACCGCCGUAGCUCACCAGGAACGUGGUAGUGCGAAUUGACGCCCGGAGUUGACCGGGAGGGCCUCUCAUGCGGCUUUCGAGGAAGCAUAAAAUGCCAAAUGUGUUGUGCAUGGAUCGAUAUCAGAUAUCACCUGGGUGGGUUGUUGCGGAUGUUUGCCACAGUCCUAACUCCGAUACAGUAAAAGACCGAACGCUCAGUUUGCCGAGGCUGAACAUUUCGUCCACUGAUUGUGUAGCCGCCGGAGCAUUCACCGCUUGGUCGUUCAGGUACAAGCCCUUUCAAGGUGAGUUGGGGUUUGCCAAAACGUUAGUAUUGUGAUGGUUCCUCAACCUGCAUGUAUGGCAGUUCCAGUUUCUAAUCUGCCGCUGCGAGCAAUUCCGGGCGGUUAUGGAAUCUCUUACUUGGGAGCCAUCAAGGAUCGGCUUGAUUACUUCUGGAUCCAGGGAGAGGAGGAAUUUUAUCGCAGCCGUGUGGAGAAGUACAACAGCACGGUGUUCCGCGUGAGCAUGCCCCCAGGGCCCCCAAUUGCGAAGGAUGCGAGAGUCAUCUGUGUUUUAGAUCAGAAGAGCUUCCCGAUUCUAUUCGACGUGAACAAAUGCGAGAAGAGAGACCUCUUCUUGGGGACUUACAUGCCAGAUUUGAGUUACACAAGCGGUCACCGAGUUCUCUCGUACCUGGAUCCCUCGGAGGUGCGUCACGAGAAACUGAAGCAAUGGUGCUUCGACCUGAUCGCGAGGAACGGGCGCAAGUUUUUACCUGAGUUUCACACGGCAAUGGAAGAGUCUUUUGCAGUGUGGGAAGAGGCUAUGGAAAAAGGGGAGAAUGCCAAUUUGUCGGAGGAAGUGCAGCAAUUUGCAUUCAAUUUUCUAGUCCGGGCUGUGCUUCACCACGAUCCCGUGGCACCCGGCGAAGCGAGCUUGGGGAAGAAUGGCGGCCCGUAUGCGUCUGCCUGGCAUGGGCCGCAGCUCGCGCCCAUAGCAGGCCAGACGGGCCUCCCACACGCUGUGGAAGAGCUGCUGCACACCAUCCGUCUACCAUCGUCCGUGGUCAAGGAGCAGUACGACGCCUUAUACAAUUUCUUUAAAACAUACGGCGGGGAAGAGCUCGACAGGGCCGUGGCCUUGGGGAUCAAGCGCGACGAUGCCAUAGCAAAUUUGCUCUUCCUCCUCGGCUUCAACGCAUACGGUGGGUUCAACUUCUUCUUCCCGCAACUCACCGGCCAUAUUGCGCAAUGCGGCCCUGAGCUGAUGCACGAGCUCCACGAAGAGGUGGUGGCUGCCGUCCAAGCCACCGAGGGGAAAGUUACUCCCAAGUCCCUUGAAAACAUGCCAUUGUUGUCGUCUGUCGUUUACGAAGGGUUCCGGAUGAAGCCUCCCGUGCCUUACCAGUACGCCAGAGCCAAAACCGACUUCCUCAUCGAGAGUCACGAGAAUUCCUUCGAAGUGAAGAAGGGGGAGAUGUUGUAUGGUUUCCAACCCUACGUGAUGCACGAUCCCAAUGUUUUCGAGAACCCUGACAAGUUUCUUCCGAGACGAUUCAUGGGCCCCGAGGGCGAAGCGCUCCUGGGCAAUGUGUUUUGGUCUAACGGGCGAGAGACAGAUGACCCGACUGUACACGACAAACAGUGCGCUGGAAAGGAUUUGGCGGUCACCAUCUCUAGAGCUUAUGUAGCGGAGAUGUUCUUGAGAUACAAGGAAUUCACGCUGGAGGUGCAAGGGUCAGGAGUCCAAACAACGCUCCUUUUCUCCGCUCUUCAGAAAGCUUGAAGGAUUGGAGCAAGUGCCAUAAGGUAGAAGUGGAUCCUGAACCAAGUUAGAGUCCAUCGGCAUAUGCAUGACCUACUUUCCCUGGGUAGACAUGCCUUUACUUCGCUGUGGACUCCUCUACACAACCCUGCUUGGGCAACGCAACGCAACGCAACGCAAGAUAGAUGUAAGCAAUUAGAGGUGGCUACAGCUCUUGAGAUGCUCUUUUGUGCUAACAGAGACCUGAAGAUGGACUUUUUAGAACUGUAUUUUGGUUUGUGAAUUUUGAAUUUGAUGGUAAAAUCAUUGUUGUUUUCCGCA